Molecule: messenger RNA, 1566 nt
Organism: Cynara cardunculus var. scolymus (artichoke)
Lineage: Eukaryota; Viridiplantae; Streptophyta; Magnoliopsida; Asterales; Asteraceae
Exons: 6
Coding region: 85-1275 (396 amino acids)
Cellular component (GO): nucleus
Source: RefSeq, a predicted model, not a curated record
GAGAGGGAGAGAGAGAGAGAGAGGGAGGGGAAAAUCAAUUCGGUAAAAUUGUGUAUAUUUUUAUAUAUGUGAAAGAGAGUAGCCAUGGUGUCCGACCAAGAGAUAGCUAAAGGAGUUGAGAUUCUUCUCAGUCAAUCCGACCCUAAAUCAUUCACAACCCUAAGCGAUGUUGUUCAUCAGCUUGGAGAAAAAUUAGGGUUUGAUUUGUCUCAUAAAGCCGUCUUCAUCCGUGACCAAAUCAAUCUCCUUCUCUUUCGAUCGCAAUCUCACUACCACAACCCACCACCACCACCGCCGCCGCCGCCGCAGCCCUCCGUUCCUCAGCCCGUCACUACCUCGGGAAUUGCGAAGGACCAUUUUGCCCUACAACAGCAACAACAUGCUCAAUAUCAUUUUGGCCAACCACAGCCUCAUGUCCCUCAGCCUCCGCCUCAAUUUCACCAUCCCCAUUUCGCCCUUCAACAACAACAGCAGCAGCAGCAGCGACAACAACAACGUCAGCGUCACCCUGUUGAGCUUAAUUUCAGUAAGCCUACGGCACCGUCACAGGCGGUGGUGCUUUCUCCUUCGCCUCAGCCGACACAAGUGCAGCCGUUACCGGAGGUGAAAACUGAGGGAGGAGUUGUUGUUCAGGAUGCGGUUGGCAAAUCGUCUGAAAAGGCCAAAAAAGGGGGUUCAGCAGGAACCAAAAGAAGAGGUGGACCAGGGGGCCUUAAUAAACUCUGUGGUAUUACACCUGAGCUUCAAGUUAUUGUUGGCGAGUCAGCAUUAUCAAGGACUGAUAUUGUGAAGCAGCUAUGGGCAUACAUUAAGAAAAACAACCUCCAGGAUCCAGGCAACAAGAGAAAGAUAAUUUGUGAUGAUGCCUUGCGUGUUGUAUUUGAAACUGAUUGCACUGAUAUGUUCAAGAUGAAUAAGUUGCUUGCCAAGCAUAUCAUCCGACUCGAACCUACAAAAGAAUCAUCUCGUAAAAGAUCGAAGGUCAAAGUUGAACCAAUAGUCGAGCCUAAAGCUGAAAGUACAGAUAAUGUUCCUUGUCAAGUUAUAAUUUCUGAUGCACUUGCCAACUGUCUGGGUACUGGAGAAAGAGAAAUGUCCCAAUCGGAGGCUUUGAGGCUUGUUUGGGAGUACAUAAAGGUUAAUAACCUUGAGGAUCCUCAAAAUCCAGUGAUGAUCCUAUGUGAUGCAAAGCUUCGGGAGCUCUUUGGAUGUGAAAGCAUUUCUGCAAUGGGAAUACCUGAGUUAUUGGUCCGACACCAUUUAUUCAAGCAAUAGUGUUAUCAACUUACAUGGACUGAUAUGCAAAGGAAUUCACCGCCUAAUAGUUAAUGGUUGGUCUGACAUAUGCCCUGUGAAGAAAGUCGUAGUUUUUUGUUUUCUAAAAAGUUUGGGUGUUUGAUGGUUUCGCUGACAUGAUUAGAUCGUAACAUGGGUUGCAACUUGUUUUAUGUAGAAGUUGAACGAAAUGUGACUGGAUAUGGAUAUGGUUUUCUUGAUCUUAUGUUUAGCUGUUUUCCCUUUGUAAAUGCCUAACCUUGGAUACAAUGUAGUUUGAUUAGUCUUCAA